Molecule: messenger RNA, 1065 nt
Organism: Cimex lectularius (bed bug)
Lineage: Eukaryota; Metazoa; Arthropoda; Insecta; Hemiptera; Cimicidae
Gene: lwr
Product: SUMO-conjugating enzyme UBC9-B
Exons: 6
Coding region: 350-829 (159 amino acids)
Biological process (GO): protein sumoylation
Cellular component (GO): nucleus
Molecular function (GO): SUMO conjugating enzyme activity
Source: RefSeq, a predicted model, not a curated record
AACAUAUUUUGUUUCAAAUUGUCAGAUUUGUCCAUGUCAAACGUUUUCAAACUUUGAUAUUUUAUUUGGUAUUUUUUACAAUUUUUUGUGUGUUCAAUAAAUUUUUAAACUUUUCCUUCCGCUCGCGGCGACUGGUUCGCAGCAUUUCCGGUCGGCAACCCGUUUCCCCUGCCAGUCGCCCUUUUGCUUUUGCGGCUUUGCCUCCAUUUUGUGACACCGACCCAUCCGAGUUCCCUAAGCCCGAGGAGUUUAGAGCGGUUGGUUUUAUUGGAGACCCAUUCCAGACCCAGUUGGAAAGAGAUCUUUUCACAAACUUUAUCUGCCGUUCGUGUUUUCGAAAAGGUGAGCCAUGACUGGAAUUGCCAUCUCGAGACUGUCAGAGGAGAGGAAAGGCUGGAGGAAGGACCACCCAUUUGGUUUUGUAGCGAGACCUUCAAAAAGCCCGGACGGCAGCCUCAACCUCAUGAACUGGGAGUGCGCCAUACCUGGCAAAAAAGGAACACCGUGGGAAGGUGGGAGUUACAAACUGAGGAUGAUCUUUAAAGACGAUUACCCUUCGAGUCCUCCAAAAUGUAAAUUUGAGCCACCCCUGUUCCAUCCAAAUGUAUACCCUUCAGGCACAGUCUGUUUAUCUCUUCUAGAUGAAGAAAAGGAUUGGCGGCCUGCAAUCACAAUCAAACAGAUCCUACUUGGCAUUCAAGAUCUACUUAACGAACCAAAUAUUAAAGAUCCAGCACAAGCAGAAGCCUACACAAUUUAUUGCCAGAACAGAAUGGAGUAUGAGAAACGUGUGAGAGCUCAAGCGAGAGCGAUGGCUUCGACAGAAUAAAAGCAAUGACAAAAAACAUUUUUUUUAUGUAUUACACACACAACAAACAAAAAAGAAACAAUUAAACAUUUUGAUAAGUAACUCUGAUCUUUGUUCCGUUAAAGGAAAAAAACAUGUGAUUCCAUGCAAGAUAUUAAAAAAUAUAUUAAAAAAACAACAAGAUUUUUCUUAUUCAUAAUGUUAUUUAUUGUAUAUACAUUAAAUGAAACAUGCAGUUUUGCUUGUCUUGAAUAUUA